Fulvia fulva is the source of this 1446-nucleotide messenger RNA. RefSeq lists its product as uncharacterized. Bases 1 to 1446 code for a protein of 481 amino acids. The record is from RefSeq and is a predicted model, not a curated record. The transcript is spliced from 3 exons. NCBI's taxonomy places the organism in Eukaryota, Fungi, Ascomycota, Dothideomycetes, Mycosphaerellales, Mycosphaerellaceae.
AUGGGCAGGACACCGCGCAAUCGCAACUCCCACGCCUCGAAGAAAGAACGCAAGCGGAACCGCGAGGCGUUACUGCCGACUGGAACCAGUCAACAAGACUCUGAGAGUCAAGAGCAGGCGCACGAGCAGCAUAUGCCGAUCGAUGUUGUGCAGCAGCUCAGGACUGUCAUCGACCAGGGAAACAACGAGGCGCAGCCCGUUGGCAUGAGCAAGUCCCAGAACAGCCUCUCGCCGAGCGACAUCAACUCCGACGCGAUUCGAGAUCUACACUUGGUAGUGCACGGCUUCCCGCUGCCUACCAGCGUCAGUGAAGAGCACAAGAAGCAAAUCCAUGAGGCGCGUAAGAAAGCAGGCGUCGCUCUGACAGGACGUCUAAAUCGUCGUGGCAGAUCCGCUGAAGAGCUGGCGGUGAGGAACAGGCGAACGCGCAUCAAGCUACGAAAAGCAGCGACUAAGGCCAGGUGGGAGGAAGAAGAGGCUCUGCGGGCUCAGUACACGGAGGAACCCAUGGAACGCCGAGCUCGACUAUGCCCUCGACAAGAUCAUCCACGAGAUAACUUCGCCUGCGACCCUGGCCUCCCGCUCUUCCACGUUCUCAAUUCGAACGGGACAGAUUACAACAUCGAGGAUCACGACCGAGCCUCUUUCAACCAAAUGACUACUGUCACCAAGCCGAUCAUCACAACAGCAGUUCGCGGCACCGCGGGUAGAGAAUGGCUGACCUCGGUAGCACAAAGCCCUCGCCUCCUGGACUUUGUUGUCGCCAAUUCCCCUCACAUGCAGUCUGUGCUACUUCUGGCUAUUGCUCAGGCCGAGAGCGAUCUCGAGCUUCACUCGCAGCCAGCACACGCAUUUGCGACCGCAGCUGAGCUGCUGGACGAAGAUGUGCACCCGGCAUGGCUCCAGGAGCCGAGUGAGACGGAGAUGGCCGAACGCGAUGUGCAAGAAGGUACCAGACUCGUGUUCCUCAACGAUCUGAAGAUGCUCUACCUCAAAGUCACGGGCUUCAAACCUCGGGAGGAUGCUCUUCAGCCGUACCGUAAGGUGACCGCAAUCAACAAGGAAGUGCUGCAGAAGUGGCACGACACAGUCGUCGCUCAUGCACUUGCACGUGCAGCCGAACCCAAAGUCGACGAACUUCCGCCACCACCUCCUAAGAUCGAUAUCCCAUACCUCCCAAUCUCCAGCUUCUUCGUCAACUUAUCUCAAGACGCCUGCCCUUUCGAUCAGCUCAGUCAGCAAGAUCAGAGUAUCGUCACCAGGCUCAAAGAAGGCAGGGGUAGAAGAAGCCUCAUUGGCUGUGUGGCGAGUGCUGCGUACAUGGCUGAGACGAAUACUUUCGGUAAGGCAAUGGCUUUGGCUGUCAUGGCCGAUGUGAAGGAGAUCUACAAGUUCUGUGCUGGGCGCGAGGUGACGGAAGAGGACUUGAAAGUUCAGGAGAUUUGA